CACACACCGCUUAUCGACAGCCGAUACGAAAACAUCGAUAUAAUUUACGUUAUCACUAAAAUUGCGUCAGUUAUGUACGUACUUGCGACCUCGAGUUAGAAUUUAAAUUUCGAACAGGCUUAUCAGUCUCAUUAAAGGAGAGUUGCAGGUGAUUCCUGGUAUAAAUAUUAUUGUUUGUUUACUCGGUUAUUGUGUAGGCUGUGAUUAUGGUGCGCUAACCGUAGUGUUGUUUCCGUGGGUGUUUUAAUUCAUAAAUUAUCAUCGCUAUUUGCCCAAGAUGGAUCGGACAAUGUACGGCAAGGUGCUGCCAGGCACUUAUUACCCGUUUCGCUGCGCGAUGAAGGAGAACGGAAUAUCGCCGGGCUAUGCCCUGCUAGCUGACCUCCAGAAUUCCAUAAACCCUGGCAGGGUUAGUAGUCCCGGUGGUAGAACAGGAUCACCGGGCGGCCGAACCAACUCCCCUGGCAGAACCGGCUCACCACUCGGCCGUGGUAGCUCUCCGGGCCGGUUGAGUUCUCCUGGGGGUAGCCUCAGCUCACCAACUUCGACCGGUUACGGCUCAAUCAAUGGCUCAAGAAAUAUUAGUUCGGACUACGCUAAACCUGCUUCUCCUACCUACCAAAACACAGCUACAGUUCACGAGAAGCUUGCUCCGGCCAAAUACAGCACAAACUACAUUCAAGCCCCUGGUUACAGUAGUCAUUCCCCUGGGUACAAUAAUCAGUCCCCUGGACUUACGAGUCAGUCACCUGGCUACGGCAGGACGACGGGCCGUGCCAAUUUUUCGGAACUAGAUACUCUGUUGGAUGACUUGAGCAACGCCAGAUAUGGAAAUUAUGCAGAAAAGACCGCGUUUACGGAAAGAAAUGAUGUAUAUUCCCGUACGAAUGGUGCUACCAGUCCAGCGUCGACGAGACCCACCGUAGACUCAUUAUUGGAUCAACUCAGUACCGACGUGCCCAAUGGUCGGGCAUCAGUAUCUCCAGUCCCGCCGUCAACUUCUGGCACAUUACCGCGGCCAGGAACCAAGCAGGUUACGGUGACCGUCCAGGAAACGGUGGUAGAGCCGGCGCAACCUCCGCAACCGCAACCGCAGCCAUCUGUGGCCGCUGUGACGACUGUUCGUCACCAUCACGCAUCCAGUGCUACUAAAGAGCUUGACGACCUCAUGGCAUCUCUCUCAGACUUCAAGGUAAGCGGCGCUGGUGCAGCUCCAGGGGGAGAAAGCGGUACCCACGUUUACCGAGAAAAGCGUGCUUGGCAAGAACAAUACCGCAGCAACCCGCGGCAACCCGAAUCCGCAUCUUUAGAGCAUAUGCUCGGAUCCCUCCGAGCAGAUAUGAGCCGUCAAGGAGUACAAACCCCCCAGAAGGGAUGCUGCAACGCCUGCGAGAAGCCCAUCGUCGGACAGGUAAUCACAGCGCUGGGCCGCACGUGGCAUCCUGAACAUUUCACAUGCGCUCACUGCAAUCAAGAAUUGGGCACGAGGAACUUCUUCGAGCGCGACAGCAGACCGUACUGCGAGCCCGACUAUCAUAACCUCUUCUCGCCGCGAUGCGCCUAUUGCAACGGACCCAUACUCGACAAAUGCGUAACAGCUCUCGAGAAGACCUGGCACACGGAACACUUCUUCUGUGCCCAGUGUGGCCAACAGUUCGGCGAGGAGGGUUUCCAUGAAAGGGAUGGCAAGCCAUACUGUCGGGCUGACUACUUUGAUAUGUUUGCGCCCAAGUGUGGCGGUUGCAACAAACCUAUCAUGGAAAACUACAUUUCCGCCCUCAACACUCAAUGGCACCCAGAUUGCUUCGUCUGCAAGGAAUGCCGUGAACCCUUCCACGGGGGAUCUUUCUUUGAGCACGAAGGGCAGCCCUACUGCGAGACCCAUUACCACGGCAAGCGAGGCUCGCUGUGCGCCGGCUGUCACAAACCCAUCGCCGGCCGCUGCAUCACCGCCAUGUUCCGAAAGUUCCACCCCGAACACUUCGUCUGCGCUUUCUGCCUCCGACAACUCAACAAAGGAACCUUCAAGGAGCAAAACGACAAACCAUAUUGUCACGCUUGCUUCGAUAAGCUUUUUGGAUAAACUCGAUAUAUGGGCUGUCCUAUUAUUAUUCUAUUAUAACCUUUUGUUAUCUGUGAACUGUAAUGUCAAACCGCAGAAGAUGUUCAUAUUUCUUUACACAAAAUUAAAAACGCGUAGAAUUAAAUAAUUGACUAACGUUGCUUUCUACGUAUUAUUUUUAGAGAAAUGUAUAGUUUAUAAUCUAUUCAAGCUUUAGUAAUAACAAAACAAUGCUAUAAAAUAAAAAAAAAACCACGGCGCAGUCAAGAUAGUAACCUAUUUUAUAUUUUUAAUAAGUGACACAGAUUAAAAACUUUAUUUAAAAAGAGUAUUGUAUUGUAUCGUAAAAUAUAUGACAAACAUUUCUUCUAAAGAAACAAAUCGCGUAAAAAAAUUGCCGUAGAUAAAAUUAAAUUAUAUUUAAAAUUCGAUUCUACAUUAGAUUUGAUCAAAAAUUCAAAUUACAAACUUGCUCACUUAUAAGAAAUUCUAUUAUGUAUAUAAAUCAAUUAAUAAAUCUUUGGGAGUGCUUAGACGGUGUCGUAAUUAGAUGACACGAGUCAAGGUAUUAUAAAUAAAAAAAAAAAGAUAUUUAAACGAUGUACGGCCCUACUCAUAAACGUUGCUUAGAGGCUGUUUACUGAAACACUAUUUUAGCUCUUUCUAUUGUUAUUAAUGUGUCAUUCGAAAGAAGAAGACAGCAUUAUUUAACUUAUCACCCGCUAGAAAACGUUUAUAGUUAAGGCCGUAAGUCUUUAUGUAAAGAUUCUGUAGAUUUAGUUAUUAACAUGUGAUGAAAUAAAAAAUGGUGUUCGAAAAUUAUGGUACUACUUUAAAUUUAAUCUCUUUUAAUGUAUUCUCGGUCUAAACAAGUCAUAGACGUUGAUAUAUAGAAAAAUCUGACGAUCUAUAAAUUUUUAAAUUCGAUAUAUAAAUUAAAAAUGCCAUGUUCAUAUAUUUAUAAUUAAAAAAAAUACACGCCAGCUUUUAUAAAAAAAAUAUAAGUUGGUACAAGUAUAUAAAAUGCUGGUUUGUAAUAUACAGUCUAUUAUAAUUCUUACUCAAUACUUUUUUAAGUUCUUAUCUUCCAUUAGAUUAAAGCUGUACAGUUUAAUGCUAUUGUUUAAAAGGUACACUAUUACCGUAAUUAUUUAAAUGAUGACAUUGCACAGUAUCUGCAUAACCUUGUAACCAAUCAACAAUGUUUUUUACGCGACAGAUUGAUUUCGCUAGCCAGUCAGCUUUGAGUUACGUUGCCGAAAUUUAUUUUUGUAUGUACCAGUUAAUUAAUGAAUGUCACGUCUGACAUCUAUAACUAAAAUUAAGAACAACAUUUUUAAUCUUAAUAUAAAUAAUAAUAAAAGCUCCAAAUACAACUUCCAGUGAAUAAUUCUGCGCUAUAGCGACUUUUUUUUAAGGUUUGGAGUACUGUGCAUUGUCUACUUUAAUACGAGUUUUAUUUUUAUUUAAAACUUGUACUACUAUGUUAUCGCUUUUAGAUUGAUAGGAUUGAGUGCCAAACUUCAUUAGGCAGUCCAUACUCACGGUGAUUAUAUUUACUUCAAAUGUUUUAUUUAAGUUUUUAUUAUCUAUCUAAAAAUAAUAUGGUAUUAAAACUGACAAGAAUAUUGUAAUGUCGAGAAAUAAUUUUAUUUAACCUACAAAUGCUUAUAAGAACUUGUUUUUCUAUAGGUUUUAUUUUUUAUAUAUUUAAUCUUGGUACGUGCAAAAGUAUUAUAUCAUUCAGUCAACUGCAUUAUAAAAUAAUUGACAAAUAUAAAAAAGUAUUAUAUCUGACUACUACUGUAGUAGAAAUAAAAGUCAUAAAUAAAUAAACUAUAUAAAGAUUAAUUAUGGUACGAAAAUUAACAUAUUAAGAUUUUGUUUUGAUUCACCGUGGGUAAACUCCAUUUUCUGAUCGGCUCGAUAACUGUGUGUGUGUGGGUUACAUUAACCACCAGGAGUUUAAAUGUUGGUAAGAUUAUAUAAGAGAUAAGUUUUUAUUGAAUCUGUAAUAUUUUAACAAAUAUAUUUAAUGUUUUUUUGAA
Nymphalis io (European peacock) is the source of this 4110-nucleotide messenger RNA. RefSeq names its product paxillin (gene Pax). Lineage: Eukaryota; Metazoa; Arthropoda; Insecta; Lepidoptera; Nymphalidae. Gene Ontology annotation, cellular component: cell-cell junction; focal adhesion; cytoplasm. Gene Ontology annotation, biological process: cell-cell adhesion; positive regulation of substrate adhesion-dependent cell spreading; cell-cell junction organization. The transcript has 9 exons. The record is from RefSeq and is a predicted model, not a curated record. The coding region runs from base 278 to 2083 and encodes 601 amino acids.